AUGAUGCGCUUUCAAGUACUUUUUUUAUUUUAUGUCCUAAAUUUUCAGCGCCGCGUAUACAAAGAAAAUGUCAUUCCACCAAAGGAACUGAAGAACAUCAUGCAGAGAGAGACAUACGAUAAGGCAAGAGCAUACAGCUUGGACAAAAGCAAGUUUGGCUUUGUGGAGGGAGCUUUCAACCAGAUAGUGAGUACAGGCAUCAUGGUGUAUGGAGGGUUUCCUGCACUGUGGGCAGCAUCUGGCCAGUUUAUUCAGUGGCUUGGCUUCAGUCCUGAGGCUGAAAUCCCACAGACUGUGGCUUUUGUGUGCAUUGGUUCACUGCUGAACAACAUCAUUUCCCUUCCCUGGUCUGCAUAUUACACUUUCAAAGUAGAACAGAAGCAUGGUUUCAACAAACAGACUCCUGGAUUUUUCAUAAAGGAUAAACUCAAGAAAUUUGUUGUUUCCCAAGUGAUUGCCUCACCAGUUGUUGCUGGUCUUGUAUAUAUUAUUAAGGCUGGUGGGGAUUACUUCUUUGUCUACCUCUGGGGAUUCACAAUGGUUGUUGUGAUGUUCUUCAUGACAGUGUACCCUGACUACAUUGCGCCACUCUUUGACAAGUACGAACCUCUGCCAGAGGGGGAGCUUAAGUCAAGGAUAGAACAGCUGGCAGCACAGAUUGAAUUCCCCCUCACAAAGUUAUAUGUUGUUGAAGGCUCUAAGAGAUCAGCCCACAGCAAUGCUUACUUCUACGGCUUCUUCAAGAAUAAGCGCAUUGUCUUGUAUGACACAUUGCUAGAAGAGUACACACCGCUGAAUGAAAAGGAGGGUGAUAAAGAAGAAAAAGAAGAGAAAGAAGCUGAAAACAAGGAAAAGAAAAAGACUGGUUGUAACACAGAUGAGGUGCUUGCUGUAUUGGGCCAUGAGUUGGGUCACUGGAAACUCAACCAUGUAUUGAAGGGGAUCAUUAUUUCUCAGGUUAAUUUGCUUCUGGUCUUCUCUGUGUUUGGAUCCUUGUACAAAUAUUCACCUUUGUACAAUGCCUUUGGGUUUCACCAUAGUCAGCCUGCUUUCAUUGGCCUCAUCAUUGUGAUGCAGUUCGUCUUUGCUCCAUACAAUGAGAUUUUACAGUUCCUGCUGACCAUGUUUAGCAGACACAACGAGUUCCAGGCUGAUGCCUUUGCCAAGAAGCUGAACCACGCCACCAACCUGAUGUCAGCACUCAUCAAGCUGAACGAAGACAACCUUGGCUUCCCAGUGUAUGACCCCCUCUACUCAGCCUGGCACCUCUCUCACCCUCCAAUUCUUGAGAGGAUUCGAGCAUUGGAGGAAAAGAAGAAAGAGUAAUCUUUCUUUUGCAUAGGUUGCAUUUUAAUUUUGAUGAAUGUAGUUUUUUUCUUUUUCUUUUUCUUUCUUUCUCCUGUAAGAGAAUACAGUGGGUCUAUUUUUUCUAAUUGUAGCAUAAUAGUAAUUUGAUAUUCCUUUUAUAAAUAUAAGUGAAACUCAUAUGCACAAUGUUUGUUAUCACUUUUAAAGGCAAUGGUGUUUUGGAAGGAGACAAUAGGUAUGACACGCAGUGUAAGCAUAGGAUAUUGGUUGUCUUGUUUUUUGUGAUAUUUUAUUUUUCAUAUUCACAUUCAAGUUUUUUUAAUUUCUUAAUAUAAGUUAUCUUCAAUGUACUUCUUUCAAUUAAGUUAUUGAAUGUGUUGUUGAUGUAAAUCCAGAUAUAAAAUAGUUAUGGAAGGGCCCUGUUAUAUAUUUUAUAUGAUUUGAUGCUACAUAAUAGGAACUUAAUAAAAGAAAAUACUUUAGGACA
Messenger RNA from Penaeus indicus, 1795 nucleotides. RefSeq names its product CAAX prenyl protease 1 homolog. The record is from RefSeq and is a predicted model, not a curated record. Gene Ontology annotation, biological process: CAAX-box protein processing. Gene Ontology annotation, molecular function: metalloendopeptidase activity. Gene Ontology annotation, cellular component: endoplasmic reticulum membrane. The transcript has 7 exons. The coding region runs from base 1 to 1326 and encodes 441 amino acids. Lineage: Eukaryota; Metazoa; Arthropoda; Malacostraca; Decapoda; Penaeidae.